GAUGAAGGGAGCUGGCUCCACAGUUUAGCGGAACUGGCUCUUGUUGACAUCCCUCCUCUGGAAUGCAGUGUGCAGUCUCUUUGAAGGAAUAACGUGGACUCACCUACAGCCAGGCUCCACUCAUGUCUCCGCACCUCCUUGCUUCAUCGUCAUCAUCAUCUUUCUGGCUAAUGCUGUGUUUCCUGCUCAGUGUCGUCUUGCUGCUGUCUUCAGGGGUCCAUGGCCAAGGUCGUCUAAAGCUGACGGUCCUGUCUGAGGACAGACUGCAGAUGAAGUGGAAGGAGGCUGAUGGACCCGUUCAGGGCUACAAGGUCCGGGUGAGACCCAUCUCAGAGGUGCCACAGCCAGAGCUGAUGCUGACCACCACACGGGGCCGGGCAACAGUGGCGGGACUGGACUCCAGUCAGGAAUACGCCCUCCAAGUCCUUGUGCUCAAUGGAACGACAGAGAAACUUCUUGCAAAACGACGAUUCACCAUGGAGGGUCUGCGGGAGGAGGAAAUGAUCCGCAGUGGCAGUCGAGAGCAGAGGAAGAAGUUGCUGCCAGGCGGGUCGGGGUCAGGAGACCUGGACGAUGUAACGGAGGCUCUGUUGGGCCUGCCAACAAUUCUGUAUCCAGACCCCACCACCACUGCUGCUGCAGCUACUGCAGAGCCCACAGCAAUAGAAACCCCGUCUCAGCUCCCUGACGAGGCCCCAGAGAAAACCAGCAAAGAGAAGAGGAAGAGGAAGAAAGAAAAAGAGCGGGAUCGUUCUAGGGUGGAGAAUAAAGAGGAGCAGGGGACAACACAGGGCAAAGCAGCUGAGGAGAAACCUCGAAAGAUACCCUUCCCUACCCAGCCGGUUACAGGAAUGUCUCCAAGGAAACCGUUUGAGUGUGACACUGAUGCAGCCGCGGACAUCAUGUUGUUGGUGGACGGCUCCUGGAGCAUUGGACGCACUAACUUCAGACGGGUCAGGGACUUCUUGGAGGGCUUGAUGACACCCUUCCACAUCGGGCCGAACUACAUUCAGAUCGGUCUGACCCAAUACAGCGGAGACCCCCGCACAGAAUGGCAGCUCAACAACUUCACUACUAAAGACCAGCUGUUGGAGGCAGUAAGGAAUUUUAGAUAUAAGGGAGGAAACACAUUUACAGGCCAGGCGCUGCUCCAUGUCAUGGAGGAGAACAUGAGGGCUGAGGCAGGUGCAAGGUCAGGCGCACCGUUCUUCUUGGUCUUGUUGACUGAUGGGAAAUCUCAGGAUGAUGCCAUUGCUGCAGCGAACCGGCUGAAGAAUGCUGGUGUGGAGAUCAUCGCUGUAGGUGUAAAGAAUGCUGAUGAGGCGGAGUUGAGACAAGUGGCGUCGGAGCCAGUGGAUCUGAACGUUUACAAUGUCAAUGACUUCCCUCUGCUCAGCAAACUGGUGGCGCGACUGGUCCACAUCCUGUGUGGGAGGAUAGAGGACCGUGGCAUCUCAAAACGAAUGGAGCCUGGACCCACAGCAGACCCAGCCCUCUCCUACCCCAGUCCAACUGAUCUCCGUUUCUCUGAACUGGGCUCCAGAGAAGUGAAGCUUCAUUGGACCAAUCCUGCUAAGCCAGUCCAACAGUACAGAGUGGUCUACCAUAGUGCCGAGGGUCAGAGUCCACAGGAGGUGGUGUUGGCUGGCUCAGAGUCCACUGUGCUGCUGGAAGGCCUCUCCUCUCAGACCCUGUACCAUGUGUCAAUCUUUCCUGUGUAUGAAAACAAUGUUGGCCUGGCACUCAGAGGAACUGUCACUACAUUGCCACUGGCCAUGCCUGCCAACCUGGAGGUGACUCCUUCCUCUUACAGCAUGCUGCGAGUGAGUUGGGGUGCAGCGCCCGGUGCAACACAGUACAUGAUCCUGUAUUCAGCACUCAACCACGGAGAGCCCGACGAUGCCAAGGAGGAGAAAUUCAGUGCAGACCAGACAGUGGUGGAGCUGGCAGGGUUACUGCCGGCAACAGACUACUCUGUCACUCUUUAUGCUCUGUAUGAUGAGGAUCCCAGCGACCCUGUCACUGCUGUUGCCACCACAUUCCCUCUCCCACCACCAGUGAGUGUUCAGUUCCCAAUGGUCACCCACAGUAUGCUAAAGGUGAGCUGGGCGCCUGGAGCUGUGGACGUCCCUGGCCACAGAAUCACCUACAGCACCAACCACGGCAGUGACGUCAAGCAGGUGGAGGUAACAGGACUGAACUCAGUGCUGGUGCAGAACCUUUCCUCUCUGUCUAGAUACCUGGUUUCAGUUCAGUCUCACUACCCACAAGGCCUUUCUGCAGCACUCACCAGCAACGUCACCACACUGAAGGUGCCUGCCCCAACAGACCUCAGGGUGACUAAUUUCUCAGGCAGUGAUAUCACCGUCCGCUGGGAGGCUGCAGCCGAUGAUGUUGUCUCUUAUCUCAUCAAGUGGAUUUCCCUCAGCGGGGGAGACCUGAGACAGCUGAGGGUGAGUGGUGAGAGUGAGGGGGCAAUCCUGGAGGGGGUGGAGGACGAAAAGGAAUACCAGAUCUCUCUGUCUGCACUUUAUGGAGAUGGAGCUCAGAGUGAAGCUGUGGCCAUACGCUACAGCACCUUGUCUGGUGGAGGCCCAUCCAGCAUAUCGGUCUCAGAGGAGACAGCGGUCAGCAUGGUAGUCAGCUGGGUACCUCCCAAUGCUCACGUUCUUCAGUAUCGUGUGACAUACACUGCCCUGACUGCAGCUGAAACCCAGGACAGCACUGUGUUGGUCCAAGGUGGUGAAAAGCGGGUGGUGCUGGAGUCGUUACAGCCUGAUACACGUUACAGCAUCCUGGUCACUGCUGAGUACCGCAACAGAGAAGGAGGCAGCGGUUCAGCUCAGGGCAAAACCACCAGUCUGAGGGUUAGCAGUGUGAGUGUGGUCAGGUCAGACCACUCCAGUAUCUGUGUGUCUUGGAGACCUGUGUCUGCCGUCGAUGGAUAUCGUAUUGUCAUACAGUCUGUUAAAGACAAGCAAACAAAGGAACAAACUGUCGAUGAGUCCAGCAGCAGCCACUGUUUCACUGAUCUGGAACCAGAGACUCUCUAUCGCAUCAGCGUGCACUCACUUCUGGGCUCAGCAGAGGGCGCUGCCGUCUCCAUUCUCCAUCCAACAGCCACAGCUCCUGCCAGAAUUCCCAUCCAUCCCAGAAUGUACCCUAUCCACAAUGAAGUCUGCCCUGAAGUCACCAUCAGAAACAACAUUGUUAAAGGAUUUGACAUGAUGGAAGCAUUUGGUCUGACUCAGAGAGCUCACUCGUCUGUGGAGGGCGUGGCAGCCGAGCCUUUUGUCUUCAACACGCUCCCCACCUACACUCUGUAUAGAGACGUCCAGCUGACACAGAGCACUAAGUUUAUCCACCCUGCAGGUUUCUCUCCAGAACACACCAUCAGCAUUGCAUUUCGCGUCUUGCAGGAAACACCCAGGGAGCCUUUCGCUCUCUGGCAGCUCACUGACAACGACUUCCAGCCCAAGAUGGGAGUGGUGCUUGACCCUACUACCAAGCAUCUGGUGUAUUUCAGUCUGGACUACAGGGGAGAAGUGCAGGAACUGACCUUUGACCAGUCGCAGGUCCACCGACUGUUCUAUGGCAGUUUUCACAAGAUUCACCUGUCUGUCAGCCAGGUGAGUGUGUCCCUAUCUGUGGACUGCCAGCGCGUUGGUGAGAGGCCUGCCCGCCCUCUAGGCAACCUACCAACUGAUGGUUUUGAGAUGCUGGGAAAACUGGUGAAGACCAGAGGACCCAAUAGUGGAUCUGUGCCGUUCCAGCUGCAGUCCUUUGAGAUCGUCUGUAACACCACAUGGGCUUUAGACGAUACCUGCUGUGACCUGCCUGGAGUGAGAGAUGAGGAGGGAUGUCCUGCCCCGGCGUACACCUGUACCUGUUCCUCUGACAUCCCCGGAGCUCCGGGUUCCCCUGGACCAUCUGGAAAGCCAGGUCCUCGUGGUGAGAAAGGUGAUAAGGGAGAACAAGGCCAAAAGGGGGAGGUGGGACCUCCAGGAAAAGCUGGAUUUGAGGGAGGUCUUGGACCCCUUGGCAGCAUAGGACCCCGAGGCAUGUCCGUGCAGGGUAAAGUGGGUCCACCUGGUGCAAGAGGGGAAAAAGGAGAUGCUGGGCGACCAGGAGUCCAGGGUUUACCAGGACCUCCGGGUCCAAAAGGUGAAGAGGGGAUUCCAGGCCCCAAGGGCAUUAGGGGACCUGAAGGUAACAUUGGUGGACCUGGCAUAACUGGACCCAGGGGUUUCCAAGGAAUGCCAGGACACCCAGGACCUCCAGGGGAAAGGGGCUUCACAGGACCUGUGGGACCUACGGGUCUGUCGGGGGGUAAAGGAGAGCGAGGAGAGAAGGGGGAGCCUCAGUCUAUGGCUAUGAUCUACCAACUGGUCACACAGGCCUGUGAGCAACUAGUGCAUAAGGAGGUGUUGAAGCUUGACAUGUUCAUUAACGAGAUAAGUCGUAAGCCAGCUCCUGUUGAGGAGCCAGUGGGGCCCCCAGGGGAACCUGGUAUACCAGGACCCAAGGGCCCUCCAGGUGCCAGGGGCGCCCAGGGGCAUGUUGGCCCGAGGGGGAGACCUGGCAAGGCUGGAUAUCCAGGAGAACAGGGAAGGAGAGGGAUGCCAGGGGGGAAAGGUGAUGCAGGGACCAACGUCCAGGGGCCCACAGGUGUCAAAGGAUUUGCAGGUCCUCCAGGUGAGUCCAAGCUGGGAAUCCCAGGUUCCAAAGGAGAAGAUGGUAAGCCAGGCUCUUCAGGGAUCACCGGACCUCCUGGACAGCCGGGCGAGAUUGGACCACCGGGUGUGUGUGACAGCAGUGGAGGCUGCCACAGAGUUCCCCAGCAAACAGAAGACCCUUAUUAUGGCUACCAGCCUUAGGUGGAUAUUAACAAGCAGGCAGCAACGGUAAGGAAGACUGACGUCUGUGUGAAAUGACUAUGGUUCCUUUGGAGCUGAAUGACAGACUGGGAAUGGAGCUUAAAGCACCACUGAAGAGGUUUGGUGUGUUGAACUUGUCACUGACUGAUGCAGAAGCUUCACAUCAUGUGUGAGAAAAGGAACCAAUACAGGAAGGAGCUCUCUUCUUUGUUCUCUUGUUACAGUGCUCUUUGACAUACGAAAAAUGGCUGAGAAAUAAACUAAGAUUCAGUAGGAAGCUUUCUUAUUUAGAGUAGUGUUUUUAUGAACAGAAAAAUAGCAUAAAGGAAAAUAUUUUCACAUUGGGAUCAGUCAGGUGCUGUCUUAUACACCAUAUUCGCACUGAAACCUUUUAUUACUAUGUUUAUGUAUUCAUGCACUGUAUCAAUGCCACGUAGUUUAUCUAUCUGUGUUACAUUUCUACCUAUUUCAUUUGCCAUUCUAACCUUAACUGCCUCAAGGAUAAUGAAAAUGCGUAAUCCAUGGUGUAAAAGCUUCUUUUUGUUCCAUGGUACAAAUGAUACUGUGAGAAUGUCUGUUGUCAUGUGUAUGAUAAUUUGUAUAAUGUUUAUUAUAUUUACUGUACACAGUUAUUCGUGUAUGAUAUUUUAUACUGUACCUAUUUGUAUUGAAAGUCGUGUUUACAUGCUCUGGUUUCAGUGGGAUUUGGGUGAUAAACAAUACAUGAUGUGUGUGUGUGCGUGUGUGUGCGUGUGUGUGCAUGUGUGUGUGUGUGUGUGUGUGUGAGAGAGAGAGAGAGAGAGAGAGAGAGUGCCAGAGAUGUUUGUUUUUAUAUAUCUUGUCAAUAAAAUUCCAUUAAUAUGU
Epinephelus moara (kelp grouper) is the source of this 5741-nucleotide messenger RNA. It is a transcript of the gene col20a1, whose product is annotated as collagen alpha-1(XX) chain. The coding region runs from base 123 to 4877 and encodes 1584 amino acids. The transcript is spliced from 42 exons. Gene Ontology annotation, molecular function: protein binding. The record is from RefSeq and is a predicted model, not a curated record. Lineage: Eukaryota; Metazoa; Chordata; Actinopteri; Perciformes; Serranidae.